AUGGCAGAGUUCUCUGCCCUGACCACCAAGUUCCGCGCCAAUCUGGACAGCCAGCAACAAGGAGGGCACAAAAUCAUCAAACGAAACCGACAACCCGUCUCCUGCCUCAACUGCAGGAUCAAGAAAUUGAAAUGCGACAAAAGUCAUCCGUGCGAGACCUGCGUCAAACGCGGUGACGAAGCUAGCUGCGUCUAUGGCAAUAUUCCUCUGCCCAAAGCGUCCGAAACGGGCAGCACCACCAAUGGCACCAACCUGGGUCAUGUGGCCAGCAAACGAGGACAAGCCCAGGACAGGCUCCGGCACCUGGAGCAGCUCGUCAUGCAAAUGGUGGGCACCACGACGGGUUCACAGCCUUCGCAAGACUCGGAACCCGCAGCGAGCCCCGGGUCUGUCCACGGUAACGACACGUCGACCCCGAGCCUCGCUAAGGAAGGACACCUUCAGUACGGCUCCUCGGAAUCGCGCUACGUCGGUUCGACGCACUGGUCCGCAAUCAUGGAAAGCAUCCAAGAACUCAAGUCGGCGCUGUCGAGCAGCAGCAACGGCCAAGGCGGCCGCCCAUCAACCACCGAGCUCGAUGAAAGCGAGGAUGUCGAGCCACCGGAGAUCGAAGGCCUGUUCGGUUCGACGAGCCACAUCUCGAUCUCGCAGGUCCUGUCCCAGGCCCUUCCUCCACGGCUACAGGUCGACCGUCGACUGUCCACCUACUUCAAUAGUCGAUAUCUGGUCAUUCCCUUCAUCCACACGUCCCAAUUUCGAAGACAAUACGAACAGUUCUGGCGCACCCCGCUGGAGAUGUCGCCCCUCUGGAUUUCCGUACUCUUCUCCAUCUGCUGCAUGUCUGCCACCUUGUCUGAAGCUCUGGGCUCCGAGCCUUCUACACCGGAAGAUCAAUUGAGCCCCCGUAUGAGCUUUCUCAAUGCUUCCUGCCAAUGCCUCCGCCUGGGCGGAUUUGUUCGGCCUAAGCGCUACGUGGUGGAAGCCCUGGGUCUGUACGCCCAGUGUGAAUACAUGGCCACGCUCGACCCAUCACGGGAAGUCAGCAUCCUCUUUCCCAUCCUCGUACGACUUGCGUACCGAAGUGGCUACCACCGCGACCCUUCACAAUUCCCUCAUUUCUCCGUGUUCGAGGGCGAAAUGAGGCGUCGCAUGUGGGCAAUGUUUCUGCAAUUCGACCUGAUGAUCUCCUUCCAACUCGGCCUGCCAAACCAGAUCCCGCCGAAUAGCUGGGACACGUUGCCUCCCUCAAACCUCCUCGACAGUGACUUCGAUGAGGAUAGCACGGCGCUGCCCCCGUCCCGGCCGGAAGAGGAACCGACACAGAUCUUGUAUUUCAUCGUCAAAACUCGUCUGAUGACCACCUUCGGGAAAGUCUGCUCGCACGCGUUAUCGUUUCGCGACCACUCCCAACAAGAAGUUAUGGAUCUCGAUCGCGAAGUCCGCGCCGUAUAUGCCACCGUGCCCGAGAUUCUCCACAUCCGUCCCAUGUCACAGUCCUUUGCCGACCCGAGCUAUCUCAUCAUGGUGCGCACGAACUGUGAAUUCCUCUACCAGAAAUCUCUCCUCGUGCUCCACCGGAAAUACAUGACACAAGGUACUCACCCAACAUCGACAAAAGUGUGCACGGACGCCGCCAUCGCCAUCACGCGGCAUAUGCUGGAUCUGCACAAGGAGUUGAAGCCUGGGGGCCAGUUGUUCCAGGACCGGUGGAUGUUGAGUUCGUUCACGAUGAACGACUUCUAUCUGGCGGCCAUGGUCCUGACCCUGGGCGUGAGUAUGUGGAGGAAGGCAAACCCCGGGAAACGACUCGAGACAUCCGGGGACGACAGAAUGGUUGAGCAGUUCCAGCUCCUGAAAGCGGCGUUUGGCAUCUGCGAGGAGCUGAGUCUGACGAGUAAUGAAGCGAAGAGGGUCGCAGACGUCCUCGAAGUGGUGCUGGGAGAGGUCACCAGUCCAGAGUCCGGCGCCGCCCCAUCGACAUGGUCAGGCUCCAUCGGUCCCAAAGCAAGGGAUCCUAUGGCAGCGACGUCAAAUACCCACCAACAACAUGGUCAAGCACAAGGACCCGCUGCCUUACCCUCCAAACCUCAUCCAUUCAUGCCACCGGCGCGCUUCACGGGUUCCGCAAUGUUCCCAAUGCAAUACGACUACACCAUGGCUCCGCUGCCGCUAUCAGACCAACAACACGACCGGGAGGAGUAUGCGGAUUAUCCGUCAUCGUCAGCCUCGUCUCAGAUGCAGCAGACUCAGAUUCAAGGCGCUCGAGGUGACGGCUUCUUCACGCCCGCCUUUAACAAUUCCAGCAUCAACGACAACGGCGGCGGCGGUGCCACCACAUUCAACCCGAAUCUGCGUCUCAUGCCGGGCCUGCAGAACCCAGGCCUCGGCGCCAACCCGUUCAUGAGCUUCCUGCCCUUCAGCGCGGCAUUUCUCCCGCAGACACCGACUCCAGGCCUGUCGGCCGCCACCGCCACCGCGACGACGACGACAACGACGACAGGGACAGGGGUGUUGUCCUCCGACGCGGCUGCUGCCGAGGAGAUGGGCGGCCUCGGGUCGAUGCCCCUGAAUCUGGACGUCGACUGGGCCUUUCUCGACCAGUGGAUGGCGCUGCCGACCCCGGACAUCCUGUCGCUGGGCGAGACCGCACUCCCACCACCACUGUCACCACCCCCGGCUCCGUCGCACGCAACCGGGUCGAACCAUCUGGCGUGGCGACCCGGACCGAACCCCGCGCAGCGCGCCGCCGACGAGGGCAGCAGCAGCAGCAGCCGCAGCCAUCAGCAAGAAAUCCAAAACUGUGCGCGCGGUCCCGGAGGAGCGGGCAUGGGCGGCGGGCUCGACGCUGCAGCGACGGACUGGACCAGCACGCCGUACGCCUUCCUCGGCGGCGAGCAGCGACAACGACAACACCACGAGCAGCUCAACGACAAUACCACGACCGGCGGCACCGCGGAUACAUUGAUGGUGGACGCCAACGAAGGCCGUGUAGGUGCCGGGGGCGCCACAACAAGCUCCUCUUCUGGACGACAAGCCACCACCACCGCUACAAUCAACAAUAACAACAACAACAACAACAACAACAACAACAACAACAACAACAACAACAACAACAACAACACGGGGCUGCACAUGGGGAUCGUCGAGUACUGA
This is a messenger RNA of Fonsecaea erecta, 3153 nucleotides long. RefSeq lists its product as hypothetical. Gene Ontology annotation, molecular function: zinc ion binding; DNA-binding transcription factor activity, RNA polymerase II-specific; DNA binding. Gene Ontology annotation, cellular component: nucleus. Lineage: Eukaryota; Fungi; Ascomycota; Eurotiomycetes; Chaetothyriales; Herpotrichiellaceae. Bases 1 to 3153 code for a protein of 1050 amino acids. The transcript has a single exon. The record is from RefSeq and is a predicted model, not a curated record. Gene Ontology annotation, biological process: regulation of DNA-templated transcription; DNA-templated transcription.